CUUCCGCUUAGUUUUCAAGAUGGCUGCCCUCGUAUGUAAACAUGCGACUUAAUUCACAGUUAGUGGCCUUCAACUGAAAAAUGUCCAUAGUGAUUAUAUUUGUCGCUAAAUGGUGUGCUAUCUAACAGUUUGACAGAAACGUUCCGUGCUGACUUGUUAACAAACUAGACUUUAGUUUGUGAGUUUUUACCGAGCCACACGUUAGCGGUUAGCUAUCGGUAGAGCCAUGCCUGCACAGACCAUAUUCGUUGGUUCGUUACCAGACUCCGCUACAAACCAGCGCCUUGAGGAAAUAUUCUCAGAAAUUGGUCCGGUUAAACAGUGUUUCGUGGUCAGAGAAAAAGGGGCAGAGAAAUGCCGGGGUUUUGGAUUUGUCACAUAUUCAAUGGAAGAAGAUGCGGAGCGAGCCUUGAAAGAAAUCAAAGAAUACGACGGAAAGAAGUUGUCUCUGACUUUGGCGAAGAAGAAACGUAAAGAUAAACACAGAGCAGACAAAGAAGCAAUAGCAGUCCCACAUAAAAAUGAGCAGGAAAGUAAAGGCAUGAAGAAAAACCUUCUGAAAUCCAGACUUAUUAUAAGAAAUCUCAGUUUUAAGUGCACAGAGGAUGAUCUAAAAGAAGUAUUUGGAAAAUUUGGAACAGUUGUUGAGGCCAAAAUUCCUCUCAAACCUGAUGGGAAGAUGCGUGGAUUUGCAUUUGUCCUGUUUAAAACAGUGUCUGGGGCUGGAAAGGCGCUUAAAGCCAUGAAUCUGAAGGAGAUAAAAGGUCGACAGGUAGCAGUUGACUGGGCUGUACCGAAAGACAAGUAUAUUGCUUCACAGCACCCUUCAGGUUCAGGAAAUAAAAGUACAAAAGACGCAAGCACCGACACAGAAAGCGAGACUGAAGACGAGGAUGAAGAAAAGAAAGAAGCUGCACCUGAGAAGAAAAAAAUUGUUUCAAAAGCAGCUGCGCAGCAGAUGGAGGAAUCUCAGUCAAGUGAUGAUAACAGUGAGGAGGGUGAAGAAGAUGAUGAGGAGGAGGAGGAUGAAGAUGAUGAUGAUGAGAAGGAGGAGGAUGAGGAGGAGGAGGAGGAGGAUGAAGGGAGUACUUUUGAUUCAAACGAUGAUCAAGAUGACAGUGAGGAUGAGGAGGAUGAAGAAGAUCAGUCUGUGCAAAAGAAACCCUCAAAGAAUCUUCUGCCUUCAGAUGUAAAAGAAGGUCGAACUGUUUUCAUCAGGAACUUGUCGUUUGACACAGACGAGGAGGGUCUCGAGGAAGUUCUCCUUCAAUACGGAGAGCUUAACUAUAUAAAGAUUGUUCUCCACCCAGACACAGAACAUUCAAAAGGCUGUGCAUUUGCUCAGUUUAAGACAAAAGAGGCAGCAGACAAAUGCAUGGCUGCAGCGCAAAAUGAGGCAGAGAAUGGUGGCAUCCGUGUGGAUGGCAGGAAGCUGUUUAUUGUUGCAGCAGUGAGCAGAGAAGAUGCUGUGAAGAUGAAGGACAAUAAGACAAAAGUAGAGACGGGCAUCAGAAAUCUUUACCUGGCCAGAGAGGGAUUGAUCCGUCCUGGAAGCCAGGCUGCAGAGGGUGUAUCUGAGGCAGACAUGACCAAAAGAGCUCGAUUUGAAGACAUAAAGAGAGCCAAGCUUCGGGACAUUAAUGUGUUUGUGUCAAAGACUCGCCUGUGUAUCCAUAACCUGCCAAAGUCAGUGGACAACAAAAAACUCAAAGCACUUUGCUUUCGAGCUGUAAAAGGAGUCAAAGGAGCUCGGAUAACAGAGUGCCGAGUCAUGUAUGACAAGAAGCCAGUCAAGGGUCAGGUAAUGGGACAGUCGCUAGGUUUUGGCUUUGUUCAGUUUCAGGACCACGAGCAUGCUCUCAGCACUCUCCGUUACCUUAACAACAACCCUGACAUCUUUAGCUCGCACAAGAGACCCAUUGUUGAGUUUUCCCUGGAGGAUUCAAGAAAACUCAAAAUAAAAGAAAAGCGACAACAAAAAAACAAGGAUUUCUUGCAAAAUCAGUCUGCAAGAGGAGGAGAAAAACCUCAGUCCCAAAUAUCUGGAGAUGGCAAAGGAGCGAGGAAGGGAGGGAACAGAGCACCAACACAGAGAGAGCAAGGUAUCCCUGAAAGGCAGAAACAAGACGGACGCUUUUCAGGUUUCCGGACCAACUCUGAAAUUGAGUAUGUAGAUUUGCAGAAUGGAAAAAAACGGAAAAAGGUUCUACCUAUGCCGUCGCGUCGGGGACCGAAGAUCAGAAUGCGUGACAAGGGGAAGCAACAGGCCCCACCUCCCAAGAAAGCAAAACCAGGAACCAAAUGGAACGAGCAUCAGAGGCGGAAGAUCGAAAAGCCUGUGCAACCCAGAAAACAGGUGAAAACUGCUAAGAGGCAGUUCAAGAGCAGGGAUGGGGACCGUUUUGACAGCCUGGUGGAACAGUAUAAGAAGAAACUGAUCGACACCAGUAACAAGAAUCCAACAAUCAAAAGAAGCAAGUGGUUUGAAAGUUAAUCGUGUGUGUGUGGGGGUGUGUUCGUGGGUGGGUGAGUGAGUGUGUUUGAGAGACAAAAAAUGUACUGAAUGAAGUGUCCCUCUUUAUUUGACAUCCCAAGUUUUAGUAAUAAAUAUUUUUCAUUCAUUCCUUCUCUUUACCUCUUGGUCCGUUAUGGGUUGCGGGUAAGCUGGAGCCUAUCCCAGCAUUAACAGGUGAGAGGCAGGGUACACCCCGGACAGGUCACCAGUCCAUCGCAGGGCAACCACUCACACUCGCACACACUCCUAUGGAGAAUUUAGAGUAAUCAAUUAACCUAACAUGCAUGUCUUUGGACGGUGGGAGGAAUAAAUAUUUUUUCUUUCUAUCUUCAAAGCUGUGUUAAAUUGUACAGAAGAAAUUUCAGACAUCUGAAAAUUCACCCAUUAUUUCUGUUUUACGAAGCCAUGCUCACAUUUUUUUAAACCACUGUGAGGAUAUGUACGAAAGUAGUUGUGUGUGCAUAACUUUUUCUGAAUAUAUAAAAACAGCUGCGGGCUGUGUUUCGCUGUUGAUCUAUAUAAUGUAUUAAAUCCAUAUUUAUCUGUUUUCUUCAGCCCAUUUUUAAGCUCAACACACACUGUCACAUUAGAAAAUAUCAUUUAAUAUAUAUCAAAUAGUUUAAUACAGGAGUAAAAGAAAUAGUGCCAACAGUACAAAAAUGUUGACAUAGUCAUGUUUGAGUGGUUUGUAUUGCAUAAAAAAUAAAGUUGCCUUUCAACCCUCUUUUAGGUUUUACAAAAUCAUCUGUAGCAGGUUUCAAUUCAGUUUUUGUGAAUUUCCUGGGAUGACAGUCAAGAUUAUGCAGCAUACUAAACUGUCCUUCUGUGCAAAGCAUGCAAAAGGUUUUGAAUAAGCAUCUUUGUAAAA
Molecule: messenger RNA, 3383 nt
Organism: Melanotaenia boesemani (Boeseman's rainbowfish)
Lineage: Eukaryota; Metazoa; Chordata; Actinopteri; Atheriniformes; Melanotaeniidae
Gene: rbm28
Product: RNA binding motif protein 28
Molecular function (GO): RNA binding
Source: RefSeq, a predicted model, not a curated record